Molecule: messenger RNA, 2003 nt
Organism: Thermothelomyces thermophilus ATCC 42464
Lineage: Eukaryota; Fungi; Ascomycota; Sordariomycetes; Sordariales; Chaetomiaceae
Exons: 3
Coding region: 154-1506 (450 amino acids)
Biological process (GO): pyrimidine nucleotide-sugar transmembrane transport
Cellular component (GO): Golgi membrane; intracellular membrane-bounded organelle
Molecular function (GO): pyrimidine nucleotide-sugar transmembrane transporter activity
Source: RefSeq, a predicted model, not a curated record
CCGGCGAGCUCUGGUUUCAAUCCGCCCGGACCCGGUGCCUUUAUCCGGGCACCUUUUUACCUUGAUCUCGCCUCGUCCUCGUCCUCGUCCUCCUCCUCCUCCUUCUCAGCGACCUCCUCAAGCCCCUCGCCGUGGGGUUCUCCGACCGCAACCAUGGCGACCGCAGUUACUCCCCCGCGGGCUCUUAUCCCGUUCUUGGUGGCCAUGAUGCUGUUCACGGGCGUGUGCAACACGCUCCUGACCAAGUAUCAGGACAACCAAUGCGUCCGCGACUGCGACAACCCCGACCCCAAGAAGCGCCAGCACUUUGAGCAGCCCGUCAUCCAGACCCUGCAGAUGUUCGUCGGCGAGAUGGGUUGCUGGCUCGUCGUCGGCCUCAUCUCUCUCUACCGCCGCUACGUCGGCGGCACCACCUCGCCCUCCUCGGCGAGCUACCAACCCAUCGCCACGGUCGACAACGAGAACAACGACGCCGACGCCGACGCCGACGCCGACGACGGCGCCAGCAUCCACUCCACCACCGCCCUCAACCCGAACCGGUCGUCGUCGGGCGGCAACAACAACAACAACAGCAACAGCAACAGCAGCAGCAGCAACAUCAACGACUGCGGCGUCCCCAAGCCCCACGACUGCCCCUCGGUCCUCCGCGGCUGGCGCGUCACCCUGCUCGCGCUGCCCGCCAUCUGCGACAUCCUGGGCACGACGCUCAUGAACGCCGGCCUGCUGCUCGUGGCGGCGUCCAUCUACCAGAUGACGCGGGGCGCGCUGGUGCUCUUUGUCGGCCUGUUCAGCGUCGUCUUCCUGCGCCGCCACCUGCACCUCUUCCAGUGGUUGUCCCUCGUCGGCGUCAUGCUGGGCGUCGGCGUCGUCGGCCUGGCCGGCGCCAUCCAGCCGGACCCGAAGCACCACCACGCCGUCGAGCCCCAGGGCUUCAGCGCCGACGCCCUCCGCGUCAUCCUGGGCGUCCUGAUGAUCGCGGGCGCCCAGAUCUUCACCGCAACCCAGUUCGUCCUGGAGGAGUGGAUCCUGGAGCGCUCCGCCAUCGAGCCCCUCCGCGUGGUCGGCUGGGAGGGCAUCUUCGGCUUCUCCGUCACCCUGCUGGGCAUGGUGGUGCUGCAUGCCGUGGUGGGCAGGACCGAGGCCGGGAGGAACGGGCCGUUCGACAUGGUCGAGGGGUGGCGGCAGUUUUGGGAGUACCGGCCCGUGUUCGUCUCGAGCGUCUUGAUCAUGAUCAGCAUCGGCGGGUUCAACUUCUUCGGCCUAUCGGUCACGCGCAGCGUGAGUGCCACGGCGCGCUCGACCAUCGACACGUGCCGCACCCUCUUCAUCUGGAUGGUGUCGCUCGGCCUCGGCUGGGAGACGUUCAAGUGGCUGCAGGUGGUCGGUUUCGCCCUGCUGGUCUACUCGACAUUCCUCUUCAACGGCGUCGUCCAGCCGCCCUUUGAGUUCCUUCGCGUGCGUGAGGUGGAGGAGCUACUGCCCGAGGAGCCGAUUGAGCACAAUUAAAGGUAUGAUCGGUAGCCUGUGACGGAAAGCGUCGCUCUUGGCCCUCCUGGCAUGUGUAUAGACGCAUAAACGGCAGUCUGGCCGUACUGGCGUGGGAUUCCGCGGUAGAUACGGGGACAGAUUUUAUUCCUUGGAAGGUCGUAUAAGGGGUGAGGUGAGGUGUGCCUGUGUCUCGCAUGGGAAUCUCGGGACAGGCGCAGACACCGGUCAUGGGUUCAUUGAACUCGUCCAGGCAGGGCGAGCAAUCUGUGCUAACGGAGUGACGGCGUCUGGGUUUUUAUAAUCAACAUGUGUGUGUCUUUUAAACUCAUUCAGUGUGUCUUCAGGCCUAUGUGACCCGAAAUUUGCCUGCCGGUGGAUGGCUGGACCUAUAUGACAACCUCACGAGAGACCUUUCAGAAACUCCCGGGUUACCCGGACUGCUUGUUCCAAGUUGUUGGUCGUUUCAUUGUAGAGGCAUGCGCCGCCCUAUGUCGGCAGCCCAAGAAGAGACAAAA